UAGCGCGCGCACAGCCGUUGUGGACACACAUUGCUCGUGUUGUUGUGGCUCCAGUGAUCCACGUGAGCACCGAGCAGCGCUUCUUACUGGCUCGCGCGGGACAAGAGGAGGCGAGGAGGCGAAGAGGCUGUGUCUGUGUACUGUAGUCCCUGACACUAUUACAAAACCAAGAGACGAAACGACGCCAGCUGAAGCUGUCACACAUGCGCUAAGCUUUUAGCGUUUUUUAACCGAGACAGACGGGAGAAGGCAUCCUUCAAACCUCCGCAUGCCCGAGGGUGGCGUGUUUCCAGUGUGGAGGGGGAUCGGGGUCGGUAGUGGUGUCGGAGGCGGGUGGAGCCAGGGCUGGGGACGUGGCUUGCGAUGGGAGCCUGCCAGUCCAGGACAAGGGGCCUGGAUCCCGGUAUUUGACUACCCUGUAUGGGGUGUCCUCUGUCGUGGGGGACACGCCAGGCUCAGGGAGGUUUGUCAGAGAGGGAGGAGUGCCAUCAAACUGCCCACAGACAUGCUCAGCAUCAAACUUCCCCAGCUCUUUGACAUCAAUCAGGUCCCCAAGGUGUUCAGGGAGGAUAGCAUCAUCUCUGGAUACCGUCACCCGCGGAGCUCAGCGCUGGACUGCGUCCUCAGCAGCUUCCAGAUGAACAACGAGACGAUCAACAUCUGGACCCACUUCCUGCCAACGUGGUACUUCCUGUGGCGUUUCUGUGUCCUCUGCUCCACUAUGAACUUCCUGACCGACAGCUACACCUGGCCCCUUCUGGUGUACAUGCUGCUCAUCUGCAUUUACCCCUUCACAUCCAGCUGUGCACACACCUUCAGCACCAUGUCCCCAGAGUCUCGCCACAUCUGCUACUUCUUUGACUACGGAGCGCUCAGCCUCUACAGUCUGGGUUGUGCCAUAAGCUAUGGAUACUACGUCAUUCCAGACUGCUGGGUGAACAGCUGGUUCCAUCAACACUUUGUCCUCAUUGCCGUUGGAAACACACUGUUCUGUACAAGUCUGUCCUGUUAUUCCAGGUUCCUAGAGCUGCAGUUUCCACAGAGAAGUAAAGUUCUAAGGACAGGAGCGUUUGUCCUUCCUUUUAUAUUUGACACUGUUCCUCUGUUUUACAGGAUCCUUCUCUGCUGCGUGGGAAGCUGCAGCCUGAGCGACGCCUUGUCCAGUCACUGUUACCACCUCCUCUUUGCCGUCCUCACCUGCUUCCUGUUUACCGCCCACCUCCCGGAGAGGUUGGCCCCAGGACGCUUCGACUAUUUUGGCCACAGCCACCAGCUCUUCCACAUCAGCGCUGUGGUGGGGACCCACUUCCAGAUGGAGGGCGUGAUGGCAGACAUGACGUCACGGCGGGCGUGGCUCUUGGCCCGCGGAGCGAUGCCCUCGUUCCUGGGGACCGUCGGGGUGUUGGUCGCCAGCCUCGUCCUCAACCUGGGAAUCAUCGGCAUUUUCAGCGCCCCGCUGCUGUGGAAACCCUGCCACAGCUCCAACCAGCCGCACACAUCAAGGCGCGAGUGCAAGGAGAAGUGAGGGCGCAUUUUCCACCAACCAACAGCCACAAAAUGUCUGAUUCACUUUCCAAAGGAAAGGUUUGGGCUGUUUGUCUGUCUCAGCGGCGUGUGUUUGAGAUGACUAUUAACACUUCACGGUAGUGCUUGUUUAAUACCAAUAGUUUUUAUAAUUCAGAGAUAAAGAUUUUGAUGCAUCAUGUUCAGUGCUAAAGGAUUUCCCUAACACAGUUAUACACCUGAAGUAUUUGUUCAUGUGUUUUCUCAGCGCCUAAGGACCCAGUUGCAUUCAUUGAAGCCUUUUUCUGAUGUUGCAUUAAGCUCCUAUGUGAGAAAACAUGUCUACCGUGUACAAAAUGUCUGUUUAAUUUAUUUUUAAAGAUCCUCAAAGUGCAUUUAUUGUAGAGCCACACUUCAUAUAUGAUGUUUACAGUAGCUCACUACAAGUUUAAAUCUCAAACUGGAAACAUCUAAUGUUGCAGUUGCAGGGAUUAUAUUCUGAAUUAAUAAUGUUUUUUUUUUUUUUUGCAUGUACUGGGCCAGAAUCUCCUUUACUUUAUUAAGGAUUUAUUGAAAAUGUUUUUUUUAACUGGAAUACUUGGUUAGUGUGGUUGUUCUAUGUAUAAGCGUAGACAACCCUCAUGUAACUCUGCAUAAUAUAAUGCAGAUUGUGUUGCCGGCUCUUAUAUAUCCACCUAUUGAUUCCACUCUGCGCGGCCUGGAAUUGAUUUGCAGGUCCUGUGGUUCUUUUUUUUACUGAUUGCCUGGCUUAUUAUGAACCCCACAAUCUGCCCUCAACAUAAAAAAAAGAAAUGUUACAGCGCGGCAGUAAUUAAAAGACAGGUACCAUUUUUACAACAGUACAUUUCCAGGGCAACGCUAGAGUGGCCCCUGGAGGUCUUGAAAAUGUUUUCUGUUCUGAGCAAACGGCAUUAUUCUUUUCUUUUUCUACCAUGACGUAUCCUAAGAUCUAUUCUGAACAUUUAUUUUCAAAUUUCCAACACCUGCGCUUUAUAGCUAAAGAGUAAAGAAUUAAGAGACAUGGAGAGGCAAAAAGUACAUGUAGUCAUAGUUUGUGGUCGUAUUAACAUGGUAGUACUUUUUGUACGUUUUGCAGUGCUGUGGUGCAUUUACAGUAAAACAAAGCAGUAACACUCCUUACUUACUUACUUACUUACUUACUUUGGUUAUCUUGUUGUCCCAUGAGACUGUUAUUUACCACUGAAAUAAUAAUGAUAUAUUUAUAGAAUCUAUUAUAUGUAUUGCUUGUUUUAGGUGCAUAGGCGGUAAUGAAGAUGAGGGGUUUUCUUUUUGGAGGAAGUACCAUGGAUUAAGUUACUAUAGUUCGCAAAACAUGAACACUGCUAUUGAGCUUUGUUUUCUUAAAACAAGUGAAAGAAGUACAGACAGAUUAUUUCAAUAGCUCUCCAACUUAAGUCAACUUUUUUCAAGAAAAUACCUGUCUGUAUUGGAACUGAAAUGAUUAGUUUAUUAAUCGAUUAGUUGACUGACAGAACUAUUUUGAUAUUAGAUAAAUCAUUUGAGUAAUUUUUUUAGGUAAAAAUGCCAAACUUUUUAAAUGUGCAUAUUUUUCUGCUUUUCUCUUGUUUUUUAAUUCAUUGUAAAUUCAAUAUCUUGAAGUGCUGGCCCUCUUGGAUGAAAUAUGGGAAACUGUGAUGGGCAUUUUUCCUUUUUUAUAUAUUUUAUAGACAAGAGGAAAAUGGCAGAAUAAUAGAUAAUAAAAUUGCAGACGAUUCUGAAAAACGGGUUCAAUUCAAAUGAUCUAAUUCACUUGUUUUAAGAAAAUAAAAUUACAAAUUAAUUGAUGAAUUGAAUAAAUUAGACAAUUCAAUAUAAAGCCAUAGCAGUACUGUGUAUGCAGCCUAUGUUUCAGAGACUUGACAAAGAAGAAUUGCUAUAUAGGUUUUAAUGGGAGAUAGGGUGUUGCACUACUAAACAGCUCUGUUGAAGCACUGACAUACUGUAGGUACAGAUUUCAACUAUAAUCCUUUUACUUGACAAACGGUUUGAAAGGCUCAUUUGUAUAAAACAACUUUGAAAGCAUAUAUGGCACAAAUUUACACUUGGUUUCACCACUAACACCAGUAGUUUGAUCACACAACUCACAGGAAGCACGUGGCAAACACACACACACACACACACACACACACACACACACACACACACACACACACACUCACACAAAUGUCUUUUAGCUGUGUAAGUAGAGAGUUUAGUAAGAGGGGAAAAUGUAUGUGAUAUUAUGGGAUAAUGAGGUGUGGUACAGGUCCAUGUUGGAUGCUGAAGUAGAAAUGUCGAACGCAGAGUGAAUGUGUAGAAUCACAAAGAGCGCAAACGCACACAUAUGCACACACACUUUGCAUCAGAGCAGGGGAGUUGUUUAAGAUGUUUCCAAGGUUAGUGUGCAGAGUAUAAAAGUCACUUAGGUCUUUAUGUCGCAGAUGAAACGGAGCAGUAAUUUCCUUAAAUGUUUCUGUAUUAUCUCUUUUUUUCUUUUCUUUCUCUCUUCAGUCAUCAUCUUACAGCGUUCCUCGGUUUGACCCUGUUGAUUCUUGGAAUUGUAUCAUUACUGGCUUAUGUUGUGGUUCUUUGCUAUUGAACCAAACUAGUUUGGAAAUCAUUUUUUUCUGUUUUUUUUUUUCUACUGUCAUCUCAAUCAUUCUCAGCCAUUUGGUGCCUGCAACCAACAGUUGGACGGUUAUGAAGCUCAGAGAUGCUGAUCGCCGAGGCUUCCAUAUCAAAUAGAUUGAUGCUGAUGUCGCUUUUCUGUAUUGUAUUUUUACAAUUAUUUUUGACCAAAUUAUCAUUUUCAAGCCCAGAUAUUCUCCAUACCAGAUCCCUGUUAUUUUGAAAACUACUUUUCAUAUAAACCAUGUUGGUUUACUCCUCAGUGGACAAGCAGAUUCAGGUUGUAAUUAUCAGGAAAACUGGGCACUUUUCUCAUGAAGCCUUUAAAAAACAGAAAGUGUAUUGAAGGAUGUUUGGAAAAUAUGAAAUAGAGAGCAAAGACGAGUGCGGGAUGAACCAUUCGAUACAACAAGAAUACAAAACAGGGUUGAGUGCCUUUUAUAUGUUUUAUACAACCUUUCUUUUGAUAUAAUGCUUGGUUUGUUCCUUGUCUUUAAAAAAAAGACAAACUACUCUUAAAAUGUAUAAAUACUUAUUUGUUCUUUGCUGUGUAUAAUUUGUAAUUUUCUACUUUGUUCUACUAGACUUGUGUAAUAAAUUCCAUAUUUAUAAGUGUAAUAAUUGUCACUGGAAAAAAUUGAAGUGUCUUAAAACAGACUGGUUACCUUUUUACAUUCGUAACAGCAAUUUCUUAAGAUUAUAGUAUACUGUGUUCACGCUCAUAUAUUAAGAGUGUGAACACAGUAUACAUGUAUACUAAUGAUUAUUUUCAUUAUUGAUCGUUUUGUCGAUUAAAAAGCCAGAACAAAGAAAGAAAUUCCAGUUUAAAUUCCUACAGCUUAAGGUGAUAUCCUCCAAUGCCUUGUUUUGUCUGACCAACAGUCUGAAACCCAAAGAUAUUCAAUCCAUUAUGUAUUACAAAAAAAAAAUAUUAUUAUUUUCUAUAAAAAAUGGCCAAAACUAAAUAUUCCAUUAUUAAAAUAGUUGCUAGUUGAUUUUCUGUGCAUCGAUUAUUCAACGUAACAUUGCAGCUCUACUGUUUUAAACAUGUAUAUGUCAUACAGAUAUGCAACUUGAUUCUGAGCAAUGAAAUUCAAAAUGUGGUCAAAUUUUGGUCAAUUUUUUUGUUGGCAGACAUUGCAGAUCCUUCAUUUUAACACCAGUCUGAGUCUGAGCAGUGUUUGUGAGUGACCAGCAGAGGGCGGAACAAGCCAAUAAGAGGGUGUCCUUGUCCUGGUUGAGCAUGAAUCCUUAAAGGUCUAUCUGCAGGAAACCCAACUUAGGUGAGAAAUCUCACUGCAAAAAAUGGUCAGUGUAACAAGAAAUUUAGUCCGGUAUUCAGCCUUCAAACCAUAUUUUUCUUAAAUUGUGUGAGAUCCUUCAACUUGUUCCCAGUGAAGAAGCUUUUGUUUAAGGCAGCCUUGAACUGAUGGAUAAUAUCCAAAACAUAAAAUGAGGCAUAUCACUGCAGAAAAACGUUUCACUCUAAAAACAUAAAAAAAAUAAACUGAUGUGAAAUGAUCUCUUACUGUUCACUUAAAAUGUUUGGAUGCAGGAAACCUUGUAGAUGAAAUUACUUUAUAGACUUUGUAGACUAAAUGACUUAAAUGACAGAUUUCUUUUAAUGCGGUCUGUCACAAUGAGCUAAUUGAAGUGUGAAUGAUUAAAACAGGUUGAUUGGAAA
Molecule: messenger RNA, 5836 nt
Organism: Sander lucioperca (pikeperch)
Lineage: Eukaryota; Metazoa; Chordata; Actinopteri; Perciformes; Percidae
Gene: paqr6
Product: progestin and adipoQ receptor family member VI
Exons: 8
Coding region: 269-1525 (418 amino acids)
Cellular component (GO): membrane
Molecular function (GO): signaling receptor activity
Source: RefSeq, a predicted model, not a curated record